Hymenoscyphus albidus is the source of this 523-nucleotide messenger RNA. NCBI's taxonomy places the organism in Eukaryota, Fungi, Ascomycota, Leotiomycetes, Helotiales, Helotiaceae. The record is from the annotation of a GenBank genome assembly.
CUUCAUAUCUACUCUACCUUCAGUACGGAGGGAGCCAUCUACCACAGCAACAACAACACCAAUACUAAACAAUCUACAAAUCAACAUACCAACAUACACCGUACCUCAACCACACACAAACCCCUCAGCUAGUCAGCUACACAACCACAAAAUGGCACCCCAACCCACCAUCCAAACACCACAGCCCACCGCCCAACUACAAACCGAACAACCAACGACACAGCACUCAAUGAGUACGUCCCAUCCCCUCUAUCCCCUCUAUUCCCUCUAUCCUUCUUCCCAACCCAACCCAUCCCAUCUUCUUCACCUCCAUCUACCCUACCUCCCCUCUCAUACACUCAUCCAUACAGUGAUGUACUACACUAACACCACAAAACCAGACCUCACCCCAACACCCCCACAAGAACAGCAGGCAAACCAUCAGGCAGAGGAGCAAGUUCAUCUGCGAGGUGGCGAGAUGUGUCCGGGUCGUUUUUGCUUUAUUAUUCCGUGUCCGUUGCCUUGUCAUUGUUGUAUUAUCUAA